This is a messenger RNA of Rhizopus microsporus ATCC 52813, 417 nucleotides long. RefSeq lists its product as uncharacterized. NCBI's taxonomy places the organism in Eukaryota, Fungi, Mucoromycota, Mucoromycetes, Mucorales, Rhizopodaceae. The coding region runs from base 128 to 358 and encodes 76 amino acids. The transcript has a single exon. The record is from RefSeq and is a predicted model, not a curated record.
CCCUCUCUUAAGAAAAGCUCCUUAAAGAUUUCUAUUUUUACAGUACUGCUCAACUUUAUUUGAAAACAUAUAAAAUGGCAAGUCAAUUAAGGUCAAUUUCAAGUUAUUAACAAAUUAUAUUUAAAAAAUGAAGCUCUUCCCUAUUCUCGCUGUUGCUGUCUUGAUCGCUACUGUCUCUGCUGCUCCUAGAAAACAUCGUAAGGGCCAUUCUGGUGGAAACAAGGAAAUCAAUCAAGUUGCUGGUGGUGCAGGCAAUGGCGGUGGAAACAAUGGUAUAGCCUCUGGCCUUCUUGGUGGAGGUAUCUUGUCAAAGAACGAAAACAAGAACGAUAUCAAGCAAAAUGCUGAAAUCAGCUAGACGUCAUACUUCAAUUCAAAUGCUUUGAAAUAAAAGAUUCAAUUUUGUUAUCAUAUUUU